Symbiodinium natans is the source of this 1272-nucleotide messenger RNA. The record is from the annotation of a GenBank genome assembly. NCBI's taxonomy places the organism in Eukaryota, Dinophyceae, Suessiales, Symbiodiniaceae.
AUGAUUCAUGGACUCCUGGAUCAGAUUCAGGCUUGUGUGUCUGAUGACGACGAUGAGCAGCCGGAUGUCAGCUUUGUACUCUCAGGCAUGAAGGAUGUGACCUGUCAAACAUUGGUGGUUUGCGGCCCUGGUCCUGCCAGCGCUUUUGCUCUGCAGGCGUUCAACAUGGUGCCCCUGCCUCUGAGCUUAGAAUCCAAGGAGGACUCCCCUCUUCGGCCACUGCCUCCUCCGCGGGCGCCAAGAUUCUUCAAGGCAUCCGAUGGGGCUGUGGUUGCUGUUCUGGAAACACACGUGUCGGGAGAAUACGCAGCAGCUUGGGCAGAAGCGCUGCUCUCCGCUCUCGGUGGAAAGCCGCAGGUCGUGUACUUGGACCGCAUCCUGCGAGCGGAGUGGUGUAGCUUCGACCGUUGCAGACCAGAGGAGCCAUACCUUGCCGGGCUAUGGACGAGCGCCUUCAGUGGAAGUGAGAAAGCCGUUCCUGUUUUGCCGGCACCCAACUUUGUGGAGGGCUUGGCUGCUGCGCUUUUGAGCAAUUGCGAAGCCCGAUCCUGGCCCUGCCUAGUGGCCCUCGCCCUGCAGGACGGUGCCCACAUGUCAGAAGGCUGCCUGCAUGCUUUCGAGGCUUUGGUGCCUAUGCUCCUGGAGCUCCAGGUCAUCAGCUCCUGGCAAAGACCGAAGUAUCGCGAAGCGUUGCAGAAGGUGCCGGGGUUUGUCGGCAAUGUUUCGCCCUCCCCUAGAAGCGCCAGCCUGCCCAGAAACAUGGCUGAGGAAGUGAAGCAAUAUUUGCACCGGUACAACACCUCCGGCAAGAGGCAGCGAGACUUGACGGAGGAGCAGAAACAGGAGCUCAAGGAGGUCUUUGAUCUGUAUGAUACAGAUGGCUCAGCUGCCAUCGACAACAGCGAACUCAAGGGGCUGAUGCAAGUCCUGGGCUUCUCCUCCACUACCAGGGAGGAGCUGGUGGCCAUGAUGAUGUCCGUCGACAAGGAUGGGUCUGGCGAAAUUGAGCUGGACGAGUUCUUGCAGAUGAUGGCUCCGAAAGUGUUGGGCCGUGAACCCACGUCGGUCAUCAGAAAGGCGUUCCCUCUCUUCGUGGCAGAAGGGAGUGAGACCAUCACCUGGCACAGCCUGCGGGCGCUGGCGGAUGAUCUUGGCCUGGCCUUUAGCGACCACGACAUCCAGGAGAUGCUGGAAGAUGCUGAUGACAACGGCGAUGGCCAUCUGGACGAAGACGAGUUUGUCCUGGCAGUUCGAAGAGCCAAGUUCUUCUGA